This is a messenger RNA of Arachis ipaensis, 667 nucleotides long. NCBI's taxonomy places the organism in Eukaryota, Viridiplantae, Streptophyta, Magnoliopsida, Fabales, Fabaceae. The record is from RefSeq and is a predicted model, not a curated record.
ACAUUAAAAAAUGGUUCUCAAUUUACAUUAUAUUAUAUUAUUUUUCCAACUUACUUUAUUAACUUGUAUUGCAAGUAAUUAACAAAGCCUAAUUUCGUUACUAAACCAUAGAGCAUUGAAGUUCAUGCCGUGCAGGUCAAAUUAGACCACAUUUUUAUCUGAACUUCUCCCUAUAAAUUGUGGUUGAUUUUUCCCUCUUACAUCAGUUAACUAAGAAUUGAAUUGAACAUCAAUUAUUUCACAUAUACAAUACGUUAUUAUGAAGGGCAUUCAGAUGGUACUCUUCUUGUUAUUCAUUUUGGCCAUGCUAACGGCUUUGGUCAUGGCUGAAUCAGAACCACAAUUUGAAUUAGCCUCGUCACUUCGCAGCACCAAAGGGUUCCAUCACGGGCGCCACGGUGUUGGUGGGGCGAUGACUUGCGAUAAGUACCCGCGAGUUUGUCGUGUGGCCGGGAGCCAAGGGCCGGACUGUUGCCAGAAGAAAUGUGUGAAUGUGUCAACGGACAGAAACAACUGUGGUAGGUGUGGGAAGAAGUGCAAGUACUCUCAGCUUUGUUGCAAGGGAAAGUGUGUGAAUCAUAUGGUGGAUAAACACCACUGUGGAAUCUGCGGUAACAAGUGCAGCAAAGGGGAUUCCUGCAUCUACGGUAUCUGCAGCUAUGCCUGA